Coregonus clupeaformis (lake whitefish) is the source of this 3232-nucleotide messenger RNA. RefSeq names its product cytochrome P450 1B1-like. Gene Ontology annotation, molecular function: iron ion binding; heme binding; steroid 17-alpha-monooxygenase activity. The record is from RefSeq and is a predicted model, not a curated record. Gene Ontology annotation, biological process: hormone biosynthetic process; progesterone metabolic process. NCBI's taxonomy places the organism in Eukaryota, Metazoa, Chordata, Actinopteri, Salmoniformes, Salmonidae. Bases 1 to 1581 code for a protein of 526 amino acids. The transcript is spliced from 3 exons.
AUGGACUUGCCAACGCCACCGAGUGGCCUAUUAUUGGCGUCUUUGACUUUUCUCUUUGCCAUGCUUCUGUGGCGCAGGAUCAGGCGGAACUGGGACGUGCACAGCCCGCCUGGACCGUUCGCUUGGCCGGUCAUUGGGAACGCAGUAGAGCUUGGCAACACUCCUCACCUCUAUUUGUCUCGCAUGUCACGGAAAUAUGGGGAUGUCUUUCAAAUCAAACUCGGCUGCCGGGACGUUGUGGUACUGAAUGGUGACGCAAUCAGGCAGGCGCUCAUCAAAAAGGGAUUUGAUUUCGCAGGCAGACCGGACUUUGCCUCGUUUCAAUACGUUUCCAAUGGCGAUGGCAUUGCUUUUGGUACAUUUAGCGAAUGGUGGAAAGUGCACCGAAAAGUGGCCCAAUCUACUGUUCGGAUGUUUUCCACCCGCAACAUGCACACCAAAAAGGCCUUCGAAAACCACGUUGUCUGCGAAGUUAGGGAGCUGCUCCAUCUUUUCCUGGUAAAAACUAAAGAGCACCAAUAUUUCCAGCCGAUGACAUACUUGGUGGUAUCAACCGCUAACGUAAUGACAGCCGUGUGCUUUGGAAAGAGGUAUUCAUACGACGACGCUGAGUUUGCGCAAGUGGUGGGACGAAAUUAUCAAUUCACCCAAACAGUGGGGGCUGGAAGCAUCGUGGAUGUGAUGCCUUGGCUCCAGUAUUUCCCCAACCCAAUAAAAAACAUAUUUGAAAACUUUAAAGCGCUCAAUCAGGAGUUCAGUAAAUUUAUCGUUAGUAAAGUUGUCGAGCAUCGAAAGACCAUUCAGUCAAGCACCAUCCGGGACAUGACAGAUGCUUUCAUCAUGGCAUUAGACCAUUCUCAGGACAGCUCGCCAAGGGUCUCACCAGGCAAAGAUUAUGUGCCACCCACUAUCGGUGAUAUUUUUGGAGCAAGCCAAGACACACUGUCUACUGCACUCCAGUGGAUCAUUCUGAUACUUGUGAGGUUUCCUCAUAUCCAGCUGCGUCUCCAGGAGGAAGUGGACAAAGUGGUCGACCGGAGCCAUCUGCCCAUCAUCGAGGACCAGUCGCAGUUGCCUUACGUGAUGGCCUUCCUCUACGAGGUGAUGCGCUUCACCAGCUUCGUGCCGCUCACCAUCCCCCACAGCACCAUCACCGACACCACCAUCAUGGGCUACACCAUCCCCAAGGACACAGUGAUCUUCAUCAACCAGUGGUCCAGCAACCACGACUCCACCAAGUGGACGCACCCGGAGACCUUUGACCCCCUGCGCUUCCUGGACCAGGACGGCUCGCUGAACAAAGACAUGGCCAGCAGCGUGCUCAUCUUCUCCUUGGGAAAGCGGCGGUGCAUCGGAGAGGAACUGUCAAAGAUGCAGCUGUUCCUAUUUACAGCAUUGCUGGUGCACCAGGCCCACUUUAGUCCUGACCCGGACAAGCCGCCCACCAUUGACUACACCUACGGACUGACCCUGAAGCCCAAUAACUUCUCCAUAGCAGUGAGUCUACGGGACAGCAUGGAAGUCCUGGAGAAGGCUAGUCACAAGCCCCUCUAUGGGGCAACUCCAGAUCGAUCAGACUGAGAAUAGAGUCACUAAAUGAAGCUUGAAAGAAAAAAACACUGAAGUAGAUUUAUGAGCUGCAGUUCAUCCGCAUGUGCCAUCAGGUAUUAGAUACUAUAUAGUUAUUAUAAAUGUAUUUAUGAACUGAAUGUAACGGAUGUCACGCUGCUUGCUAAGCGAGUACCCCUUCCUUCUGAUGCGCCUCACACCUUUGAACCCAGGAUCUCUGCCUUGCUAGCACAUUUGAGCGCCCUUCCGAAGCGUCUUACCAGUCGGCGCCACCGAAAAACUAUCUAUUCGUGGGAACACUUCAGGCUGAGGAGUGAGUUUCACAUGUCCCCAUGUGCUACAUGAACACUCUUUUCAUACAUCUAUAUUUUCUUUGUUUUACAGGUAAUCACGCAAAUGACUAUGGCUCACAUUUUUUAUUUUCAAUCAAGUAUUGCACAAAUAAUGGCAUAUAUUUUACUGGAACAUGACAGAACAUACAGUAGCUUGCAGUGGGCAUCUGAGGGCAAUGGUCUGUUCUUUCACACAGCCUGUUGGCCACUUCGUUUACUGUAUUUCCUGACAUACUGACUGACUGGAGUUGAUUCAGUCUUUUCACUUGCAUCCACCAUCUCAGCGAGUACCUUGUGUACCUUUUAUGUCCCAAAUAUAUCUCUAAACAAGGUCAACAUGAUAUAGAGUGAACCUUGUGUAGCCUACUUAUUUAAGUACAUUUAGGUAAGAUAGUAAUACCAACCAUAUUACUAUGAAAUACAAAAACUACAUUUUAAUUUACAUAGUUGGCAAUAGCCAAAAAAGACAGGAAAUUCAAAUGAGCAGCCCUUUCCUAAAUUUGAUAUAUGCAUUAUGCACUAACGUUUUACAGCAAACUCAGCUUAUUAUACCUGCUACUGCUAUUGAUGUGCAUACAGUGUAAAACAUUUGAAGUUGAAUCAACUUUAAAAAACAAGGCAACCAGCUGCAAACCCGAUUAUAAUAUGGUAUUAAACAAAAAAACAAAUUUUGGUAGUAAUAACUUUUGUAGCAAUAUUAACAAAAAUAUGUGAUUUUGUCCAAUGAACACAAUAGAUGAUCAUCGACCAAUGAGAGUUCAAUUCCGUUCCUCAACUGUGCCAUAACUACACUGAUUGGUUGGACCAAAUAAGUGGUCAGACUUUACUUUGCUUAGGCCUUAUACCUGAGUAGCUAAUUACCAAUGUAACUAUCUUGUAACAGGCUAGUAAGUACUAGUAGUUACAUGUAGGUAUGCAGUACUACAUUAUUCUGUUUCCUUUUGAAAAACAGAAUCAGCAAUAGUAAGUAGGCUACUUGCAUACCUGUACUUACAUACAUAUUUAAACUUAAAUCCAUCACAGCUACACUGGAAUAAGGCCAUAAUUGUUAAGUUUUGCACAAGUGCUUCUGAAUGUUGAUGAACUUAUAUUUUGUUCCAGAUCCAUACUCUGUUCCAAUAGGCAAGGCAAGGGUGCACUGUAACAGAAAACUGUAAAUUAUACGGAAAUACUCUGAAACUUUUUACUGCAGCAUACUGUAAAUUAUGGUGCAUUGUGGGAAAAUGUUGUGGGCGGGGAAAGAAUUGCUGUAUUUCGAAUGGUACAGUAAUUCUACCCCACAGAAUACAGUACUGUACCGUAUCUUUGGAGCGCCAAAAAUCUUUUGACCA